Messenger RNA from Alternaria atra, 1551 nucleotides. RefSeq lists its product as uncharacterized. The record is from RefSeq and is a predicted model, not a curated record. The transcript is spliced from 4 exons. Gene Ontology annotation, cellular component: endoplasmic reticulum membrane. Gene Ontology annotation, biological process: GPI anchor biosynthetic process. The coding region runs from base 1 to 1551 and encodes 516 amino acids. Lineage: Eukaryota; Fungi; Ascomycota; Dothideomycetes; Pleosporales; Pleosporaceae. Gene Ontology annotation, molecular function: alpha-1,2-mannosyltransferase activity.
AUGUGGCGGAGAGUCUACUUCUUCCUAAUCCUCGUGCGCACCUACUUUGCCCUGUCGCCGAGCUACUUGCACCCAGACGAGAACUUCCAGGGCCCUGAGGUCAUUGCCGGGCGCGUCUUCUCAUAUCCCGUCCACGAAACCUGGGAAUUCACCUCCGAGAACCCCAUUCGCAGCACAUUCCCGCUAUGGCUCGCAUACGGCUGGCCCAUGUACAUCUUGCGCUGGCUAUGGGAGGGCUUCGGAUAUGACGUCUCGCCGUCGGUCGUCUACUGGACACUACGUGUACUCAUGCUGUCGCUGAGUGUCGUCAUGGAGGACUGGGCCAUCCACGAGCUGGUCGCUUCGCCGCGUGCUCGUCGCGUUGCUGUCAUGCUCGUCGCAUCUUCCUAUGUAACCUGGACAUUCCAGACACAUACCUUCUCCAACAGCCUCGAGACGCUGCUGGUGCUCUGGAGUCUAGUGUUGAUACAGAGGAUAACGGACGACAAGAAGCGCUCCGGCAUCCUGGCCUCAUCCAUCCUCGGCUUCAUGGUCGUCGUGGGCAUCUUUAAUCGCAUCACCUUUCCAGCAUUCUUGCUUCUUCCUGCGACGACUUUGCUCCCUCACUUCCAGCGCAAGCCAUUCUCUUUGGUCUUCCUUGCUACAUUCGCUCUCUUCACGGCUUUCCUUGCUAUCUGCGUAGACACGGCGUUUUAUACCCCUGGCGAGUUUACCUUCUCAAAAGUCUUGAACAGCGCCGUCGUCACACCCUUCAAUAAUUUCCGCUACAACUCCGAUUCUGCGAACCUUGCCCAGCAUGGCAUACAUCCACGAUAUCAGCAUUUCCUGGUUAAUCUCCCUCAACUGCUCGGACCGGCGACGCCAUUUUUGUUCUUCUUGCGCAGGGCGCAUAUUUCCAUGAUUCUAGUCUCAGCCAUUUCUGGCGUUGCCCUUCUGAGCAUCUUUCCACACCAAGAAGCUCGAUUUCUACUACCCGCCGUACCACUGAUACUAUCCUCGAUACGUAUACCUACUCCGCGCAUUGGGAAAAGCUGGAUCAUCACCUGGGUUGUCUUUAACGUCGCUUUCGGUAUCUUAAUGGGCGUGUACCACCAAGGUGGCAUUGUACCGGUUCAAAUGAACAUUGCCAAAACGAACGAGACAGUCUCUCAUGCGUUCUGGUGGAAGACUUACAGUCCUCCAACCUGGCUACUAAACGGCAAGAACGAGGAACUACAGACCGUAGAUCUGAUGGGCUGUCCAGCGGAAGAGAUGAUUGAGAAAGUCAAAGAAGCACUACCACCCUGUCGGACGCGGAAACCACCAAAGGUUGAUCGUGGCGCUGUUUACGUAGUAGCACCACGAUCAGCACAUGCUCUAAUACCGUAUCAGAGCCCAAAUACAUCAACAGAAGUCUCAUUACAGGAAGUUUGGAGCUAUCGAAAGCAUCUGAACCUUGAUGACAUGGACUUUGCCGACGACGGCGUCUGGAAUACCAUUAGUCGCGUUGUCGGCGAUCGGGGACUGGUAGUCUGGCGAGCUACGCGCAAUUGCUGGUCUACAACUGAAUAA